Molecule: messenger RNA, 1731 nt
Organism: Penicillium angulare
Lineage: Eukaryota; Fungi; Ascomycota; Eurotiomycetes; Eurotiales; Aspergillaceae
Product: MIP/aquaporin family protein
Exons: 3
Coding region: 1-1731 (576 amino acids)
Biological process (GO): glycerol transmembrane transport; water transport
Cellular component (GO): plasma membrane
Molecular function (GO): water channel activity; glycerol channel activity
Source: RefSeq, a predicted model, not a curated record
AUGGAGGAGCAGGAAGGCCACAGGCCUCCAGAUCCACCACUUCAUCCAAUCGAGGAACACGACACCAGCAGUCCGGACUCUACUUCAUCAUCUGACGAUACCUUGAAUGAAACUGGAACACAUAGAAAUAAUCCGCCCCAAGAAAAUGAUAAAUCCAAGCUCCCGAAAAAAAACGCGAGACCUCCAAAUAGAUGUCUUCAAAAUGCUCAACCUUCAACGCCCUCACAAGAACAACCUCAAACGCCCAUGUCCAACCGAGCCACUAUGGCACGACAGCCAACAGAAUCCGGAAGUUUCUACUACGCACCCCAAUCCCAGUGCGGCCAAUCAAUUCGAUCCAAAACAUCCAGUCGACCACAGCCCCAGCAAUGGCCGUCGCACUCAGUAGCAGGUUCAACAGCGCCUAAUGCCACCCAGCAGCAGGGGCCCGUUUACGUCGACCCGAAAUACCAGGGUCUCAAUCCUCGAUAUGGUGGACACAAUGAGAAGCCAGUAUGGGGUUUGGCAAAACCACUUCCACGUGUGGUGAGGCCCGGUAUGCGUCGAGACAAUAGUGAAAGGCCAAUGGCGUAUGAAGCAGAACCUCCAGGCGAAUCUCAACCCGCUCCUGAGCUGGGUGUGACACCCGGUGUUAGCUCUCCUUCACCUGCUGUUGGUGGCCAACCCUCCCAUGAUCAUUUCAACUACUCUUCUGUGGCUCAGCAAGGUCUUGCAAGGAAGCAUGCUGUUUAUGCACCGCAGGCUGAUGGUAUGCUCCGGCCCAUGGAGACUGAGGCGUCACAAAAGCCAGAAUUUGAAGAGCAAGAGAUGGAGGAACCUCAGGAAGAAUUCUUGAAUACUUGGGUGAAGAUACGGCACUUUAUGAAAGAGCCGUUUGCCGAAUGGCUAGCUACUACAGUUGCCGUUUUGAUCGGCCUAACUGGCACUCUGGCCAUAUCAACAGGCGGUACAAAUGCUGGCAGCAAAUUAUCAGAGAACUGGAGCUGGGGACUCGGGUUUAUGGUCGGAAUCUAUCUUGCCGGUGGUAUAUCAGGUGCCCAUCUUAAUCCUGGCAUCUCCAUCGCGCUUUGGAUAUUUCGCGGAUUUCCAGGUCGGCGAUGCGCUUUUUACGUGAUUGCUCAGAUUCUAGGCGGCAUUACUGCGGCGGGGAUAUCAUACUGCUUAUAUAGAGAUGCUAUUUUUGCACUGGUACCCAAUGCAAGCGCAGGUCCUACAGGACUUGGAUUUUACACAGAACCACAAAGCUAUAUCAGUUCGGUAACAGCCUUUUUUACGGAAUUUGUCGCGGAUACAAUCUUGUUGUGUGUUAUUUUUGCAAUGGGUGAUGAUAGCAACGCGCCGCCUGGAGCGGGUAUGCAUAGCUUUGUGAUUGGUUUGGUGAUUUAUGCUCUAUGCAUCUGCUUAGGAUUUAGUACGGGAGGGUGUUUGAAUCCAGUCCGAGAUUUUGGUCCUCGCCUAGUUGCCUUGAUGGCCGGUUAUGAAGGUACUUUCACGGCCCGUAGUGGGUGGUGGUUUUGGGGCGGAUGGGUGGCUACUAUUAGUGGUUCUCUGACGGGCGCUUCUCUUUACGACAUAUUCAUCUUCAUUGGCGGGGAGUCGCCUGUAAACUAUGCUCCAAGGCGCCGUAAGAGAGCGACCUUGAAGAAGGAAACCAAAUGGAGGAAAAGGCUUGGGAUUGGAAAAGGAAAACUUCCAUCUCUCGAAGACGGAAUCAAAAACUUAGACGAUUGA